AUGAACGAAGGGGUACAAUUUGAUGAUGAAAGGAAAGCGGAAACGAAGGUGGCACAGACGAGCCUCAGCAAAGAGCAGCAGACUAGUUCAGAAAACGACGAUGAUGACUUAGUGAGAGCAGCAAGUCCAGGAAAUGGAGGCGAUCAAAAUGAUGAGAGUGUGGAAACGGCGGGAAGUAUGUCGGAAUAUGGCAAAAGAGAACCGCUGUCACUCCAGCGGCAGUCGCAUGAUCAGAUUAAGAGCUCAAAUGAUAGUGGAAAAUCGAGGGAAACAACAGAUCAGGAUGUAGUUAGUAAAGACGAGAAACUGGUGAUUGACACCUCGCACAAUCUACUAAGCCCUGUCAGUUCUCCUGUGCCUUACAAAUUCACGCAGAUAUCUGUGAGAGAUAUAUCCGAGUUGAAGUCACUGGAGACUAAAGAGGAGUCGUUGCUGUUUACGGACGAUCGGGAUUACUGGCCGUCACCAGUGGCAGUGCGACAUUUUCGCGAGCAUAGCGACGCGAGUACACAUGUUCGUCAGGAUCGAUUUUCCAUCGAUAACUCUUGCUUUGAUCUGGGAAAUUACUCCACAGAAGCAUCUCUGGCCGGAACACCGAUCGAAAAGGUCUUCCCGAAAGACGUAUUCUCACCGUCCUCGAUCGGUGACCUUAUACGAAAACGGUUCAAUGAGCGGUCUAUGUCGGCUGAUCUGCUAGAAGACACCACCUUGGGAAGCAGUAACGUUAGCGUGCGCGCUGACGAUGACACCUCAUCGCCAGAUGUGACAUCACCACCGAAUAGCGAUGUUUCCAAAAGUGGACAUGUCACCUUCAGCAUGGAUAAUGUGGAAUCGGAUAGCACUUCGCUAAGCCCCGUGUCAAGCACUGAUCUGGAAUCCCCUAUAGGUCCUAUUGCGGCAUCGAGCCCCCGACCCCAGGUCUUAUCCCUGAGUUCCGACAGGCACUCAAUUGGACUUCAAGAAUCUCCUGCUCAUAGUCCUGUGCAGCAUUUGCUACGCUCCUCCGUGAAACUAACACCGAAUCAAUCCAUGGAUGAAAUGAAAAAUCCCAUGUCUGCAACCGAUGCGGCCUCCACUUUAGCUCCGAGCAGCCAACACAAAAGAGAAAUGUCAACAAAGAAGUCUGGGCGACGCUUCGGGAACUUACGAGUGAUUGAGGUACUACGAGUUCGUCUCCGGUGCGUACGAGGAGUUCGUGUGGCACGACCUCUUUACGUCAUUGCAAAACUAGAUGCACGUGACAUCCAUCACUCGGGAGCGUUACAUUUCCACGACAGCCCAUCGUAUUUGGACGAAUUCUGCUUUGAGGGGUCUGUGCCGUUUACGAACUUGCAUUUGGUGGUUCUUGAAGGAUCUCGAGCGCCUGGAAAAGCUCCUCGCCCGAUAGGACGUGUAACAUUGCGUCGUGCAGAGGUAGUGAAUCACUCCGGUCGUGAAUUGUCGUUGCCUCUUCGAGUGGUGAGCAAAAGUCGUGAAGUGACGGGACAAAUCUGUAUCGACAUCCGUAGGCAAGGUCCAACGUUCGGGAUCAGGGUCGUGGAUCACUCUGGCCUCAAUCUGAAGGAACCGAGCGAGCUGUAUUUGUUGGUUUCACGUCACCCGUCGAAGGAGACAAAGAAACUACGGAUUUGUUCGCCCGGGCACAGUAGUGAAUGGUUGGAAAUGGGAUGUGAUGAAGCCGGGCCUCUUGCGUUACGGAUGAGUCUCUGGCAAGAACUGUUGCGCGGUCUCAGUAGCGCGUUUCACGGACAAAUACGUGUGGAUGUCGAUGAACGAUGGACAAACGGGCCAUCUAAGUGGUUUUACCUUCGUCCUCGUCACAGUGAUCAGUACGACGGAAACAAGGGAAAUUCGCAGAAGGAGUCGUUGGGCGACGUGAAACUGUGGAUGUCCUAUACAGCAGAUCACGUUCUUCCGAUUGAGAACUACAGUUACUUAAUGACGUCUAUCGCUGCUUCGCCGAAUGUAAAACCGUUUUCCGCUUCCUUAAUCUCAUUGUUAGAGCAUUUACCUAGGGUGGAUCUCGGGCAUAUUGCAAGGCCAAUUGUACAGGCAAUGGCGAGUACUCGUGAGUUACGCCCACUGCUAAACGCAUUGUAUGCAGCAGACAUUGAGCGAUGCCAAGACCUCAACACGCUGUUUCGCAGCCAUACAUUGGCCAGUAAAAUGCUGUAUGAGCUAUUAAAAAUUUAUGGACAUUCCUAUCUUCUGAUCUCUUUGAAGCCGGUGAUUGACAAAGUAUUUAAGGAGAGGCGUUGUUGUGAAAUUGAUCCAAGUCGUCUACCUCAAGGUGAAUCGCUCGAGAAGAAUAUGGCAACGCUACUUUCGUAUUUUGCCCUAGUUUUUGGUCGUGUAGUCGAAUCAGCGCCACGAUGUCCUCCGCCAAUACGUACUGUCCUGUCGGACUUGAGAAUGGUUGUGCGUGAGAAAACAGGACGCGUAGACGUUGAACUGCUUGCUCUGUCGUCAUUUCUCAUCAUGCGAUUUUUUGCCGCUGCCGUUCUCAGCCCAAAGUCUUUCGGAAUUAAACAUGAACAACCGGAACCACGAGUCGCUAGGACGCUAGUUUUAUUGUCGAAAAUGUUGCAACGAGUCGCGAACUGUUGUGUUAGUUUACAUCCACUGACCACGAAGGAGCCGUGGUUAUCGGCUGUACUCGGAAAAGUUGCGGAUGAUGUACAUCGACAAGCGAUGAGCAGUUUUUUGGAUCGUGUAUCACUACAAACCAAUGAAGCUCUGGUACCGAAUAAGAGCACAACUGUACUGAAAGAAGGGUGCCUUGUCGAAUGCCGAUCAAGAUCUCGUCCAUCUUGGCGGCCUGUUUUGCUGCAGAAACGUCGUUGUGUCGUGUUAACUGAUUCCGAGCUGAUUUGGCAUAAGUCUCAAGAAGACGCAGUACCGAAAGGCUCUAUAUCGCUGUCUGAUAUUCGUUCCGUCACAUCAGAUCAGAAGAAUUCGCUUAUUAUCAAGAGCGACGGCCGACAAGUGGUACUUCAGGCUUCAGGAUCUGCGGAAGCUUCGGACUGGCUUUCCGCGAUCGAGCGACAACGAUCACGAUUGAAGAGGAGGACGACCAGAGGAGAUCUGAGGGAUUUGUACGAAGGUGACAUCGAACGAGAAAUGGAAUCGUUGCAUGUCCUACUGGCAGAAAACACGGAAACGUUGGCACAUUGGCGUGUUCAUUUAGAAUCCGAAGAGCCUCUACCUGAGCAUUGUCCACCAUUGCCAAAGUCCCUUGACGGGAGUAUAUAUGAGGGAGCUGAACGUAUGGCCCACCGUAAAACUUUGUCGCAAACAAUCGCAGCUACAAUUGCAGCAACACAUGAACUCGAAAAGCGACACGAAGAAUCAGUCGCCGUGUACAUCAAGCAGAUGAAUCAAGGACCCGGCACGAGAGAGAAUCCAAUUGGUGAAGAUAACUACUUGUUGCUGAAACGAAAUCUUCGGACAGAAUAA
Messenger RNA from Necator americanus (New World hookworm), 3456 nucleotides. RefSeq lists its product as uncharacterized. The transcript has 27 exons. Gene Ontology annotation, biological process: regulation of GTPase activity. NCBI's taxonomy places the organism in Eukaryota, Metazoa, Nematoda, Chromadorea, Rhabditida, Ancylostomatidae. The record is from RefSeq and is a predicted model, not a curated record. The coding region runs from base 1 to 3456 and encodes 1151 amino acids.